Messenger RNA from Oncorhynchus gorbuscha (pink salmon), 5153 nucleotides. It is a transcript of the gene nktr, whose product is annotated as natural killer cell triggering receptor. Gene Ontology annotation, molecular function: peptidyl-prolyl cis-trans isomerase activity. The transcript has 12 exons. The coding region runs from base 419 to 4288 and encodes 1289 amino acids. Gene Ontology annotation, cellular component: nucleus. Gene Ontology annotation, biological process: protein peptidyl-prolyl isomerization. Lineage: Eukaryota; Metazoa; Chordata; Actinopteri; Salmoniformes; Salmonidae. The record is from RefSeq and is a predicted model, not a curated record.
UCCCCCUCUCUCUCUCUAUUCCCCUGUUUCUCUCUAUUCCUUUCCAUUCCUCUAUCAUCCCUCUCUCUCACUCCCUCUAUCCAUCUCUAUCCCUCUCUCUCACCACCUCCACCACAGACAGUGAGAGGUGUAAAGCUCACAGAUUGUCCCUGCCUCUCUCUCUCUCAAAUAGACGAGAACUUUAUUCUCAAACACGACCGAGCUUUCCUGUUGUCCAUGGCCAACCGCGGCAAACACACCAACGGGUCCCAAUUCUUCAUAAAGUCAUCGUGCUCUUCCAAGAACCACCAAGACAGCACCUCAUCUCGAUGGGGUCCAUGUGGUGUUUGGCCUGGUCAUCUCAGGCUUUGAGGUGAUCAAGAGGAUUGAGGGUCUGAAGACGGACGGAGCCAGCAGGCCGUACGCUGAUGUUAGGGUUAUGGACUGUGGUCAGCUCAUCACUAAGUCAGCCAACGAUGUUCUGGAAGGAAAGAGGAAGCGGCGGUCGCAUUCUGCAGACUCCUCCCUCAGUUCUCCUGGCUCCUCUCAGUUCUCCUCUCUGGAGUCUGGGAGUGAAUCUGAGGAGAAGCACCACCACCACAGGCGAAAGAGACACUCCAAGAGCAAACGCUCCAAGAAGAGGAGGAGAGAGAGGGAGGUGAAGAGAGAGGGUCACACUGACAGGGUGGAGCCUGUUCUAAAGGGCCCUGUGGAUGGAGGGAUGGUGGCGGUAGCUGUGGAGGAGGAGGGUGGAGGGAAGGAGCAGAGUGGUUUGAAGAGAGAGAAACCAGUAGUUCGUCCAGAGGAGAUCCCUCCUGUUCCUGAGAACCGCUUCCUAUUGAGGAGAGACCAGCCGGGUCAGGAGGACCAUCCAGACACAACUAAGCCAGAGGUCUCCUCCCUUCCCAAUGACCUGAAGCAGUCAGUCACCAAGUCUGGACGCAAGAUCAAAGGCAGAGGGACAAUGAGGUACCACACCCCAACGUGCUCUAAGUCGCACUCGGCUUCGGAGGAGGAGGGACAAGGAAGCAGCGAAACUCCGCCCCACUGGAAGGAGGAAAUGCAGAGAACCAAGACCUACCAGCCACCCAGCGUAGAGAGAUGGAGCCGAGGAGACAACAGAUGGGAGGGAGACCGCAGCAGGAGUGACUCCCCAUGGUCCCAGUCCCCGGAGUGCUCCUCAGGCCACAGCUCUGACCGCUCCAGCCAGCCCCGCCCACACAGGAAGGAGAAGAAGAAAGCCAAGCGCAAGAAGGCCAAGAAACGCAAACAUGCCAAGAGACAAAAGAAGGAGUCCACCAAGAGCAAAGAGCCCAAACAGUCGCCCGUCCGAGAGGGUCAGGGGACAAAUCCUGGUGAUAUUGAGAGAAGGUCCCUCUCAGUGUCCCGGACCCCUUCCGCCCACAGACGCUCCCCGAGAAAGCAGUGCUCCGGGUCGGGCAAGCGGCGUCACUCCUCCCCUUCAUCCAGAGACUCGAGUUCCUACACAGCUAGCCGCUCCAGAUCCAGGGGCAGGUCUGUGUCUUACUCCCAGUCCAGGAGUCUGUCUCACUCCAGAAGCAGGUCUCUAUCUAUGUCAAGGUCCACAUCCAGGUCCCGAUCCAGAUCCCGGUACAGAUCCAGGUCCAGGUCUUUGUCCCGGCUCAGGAGGAGAAAGGCAACCAGAUCCUCCAAGAAGUCCAAGAUGGCUGACGUCAGCAAGCUAAAGCCAGACGCCUCAACCGCAGGGGCAGUGAAGGGUGUAGAGACCAAAGCCACAGCCCUCCCUGCCACCCCAGCCCCUGAGAACGCCCCUGUCAUACCCAUGAGUGACAGCCCCCCUCCCUCACGCUGGAAGCCUGGCCAGAAACCGUGGAAACCCUCCUACGUCCGAGUCCAGGAGGUCAAGACCAAGACGACUCCAGCCUGCCUGUCCCCCAUAGGCCCCACAGCUCCCAGUACAUCUGAUAACCACCCAGAUAACUCCCACCUGGAAAAGAGCCGUGGCUCUAAGAGCCACAGACACCAGAGACGAUCACCCAGCGGCUCCUACAGGAGCAGGUCCUACAGCCAGUCUCACAGUCACUCCAGGAGUCACUCCCGGUCCAGGAUACGGUCACCAGGUCCCUACUACAGCAGAUCCUCCUCCUACAGCAGGUCAGACUCCUAUGACUCUCACAGGAGAGGCCUAGACAAGACCUUAGACAAGACUAUAGACAAGGGCUGGAAACAGUACUACAGCUCUCUGAAGCGGAUCAAGAACCUGGAUAAGUACCUCAAAGCGCCUGACUCCCAGAUCAACAUGUUUUCAUCUGACUCUGAGGACGGAACAGACAGCGAACACAGUCCUGGGCCCAGGCAGAAUGGCUCCAAGGGACCAAAGCUCUUUGGCAUCUUAUCAGAAGACCGACGUCAUCAGGAAACGGAAGCAAAAAGUCUGAAACCAAACCAAAAGUCCUUGAAGAAACCCAGCAGUAGGUCAGAGUGGGACAGUGAUGGGGAUAAACUAGGCAGAAAGACCAGCCUGGUGAACAACCAGAAGCCUGAUGUUAGGUCAGCAGAGAUUCCUGACCAGAGACUAGCAGCUCUCGCUGGGUGGGACUCUGAGAGCGACUCUGAGAAGGUGCUGCCCAAGAUGGCCACCACCGAGCCCAAGGUCUUCCUGUCAGAGAAGGAGGAGGGCGAGGCCAGCUCCGAGUCAGAACAUGAACACCAUGUACGGUCACACAGCAAGAUGAACAAAGCCCCUGGAACCUCUGUGUUGCUGCUUCCUGCACCUGUACAUAAUGCCACCCCAUUGGAGGGGAGCCCUGAGAAGGGCCUCGAGGCAGAGAGACACAAGAGCAGGAAGAAGAACAAACGUAAACACAAACGCAAGAGGAGGAGCUCUGCCAAGUCUGGCUCCCACAGGUCAAAGGUCAAGUCAAAGCGGUCCAAGAGGAAACACCAGAAGCUGAAGGAGACAUUCCACUGGCAGCCGCCAAUGGAGUUUGGAGAGGAUGAGGAGGAGGAUGAGUCCCAGAAAGAGAAACGUCUGGAGCAAAAACAUACUGCUGUAAAGGAUAGUCCUCAGAGAGCUGUCAGGGGAAGACCUGGCAAAUCUCCAUGUCUGGAAAAGGAGGACAAGGAGAUAAGUCCUGCUUCACCCAACAGAAACAGUUCAGUACAGCCAAUGCCUCGCAGAGUGGAAGAUGCAGCAGAGAUUACCAAAGAACUGAAAGCUAAACCAACUGCCAACUUGAACCCAAAACACUCAAAACCUCAGGACCUCACUGCUAACCUGCCAAAGAUGGAUCAGCCAGAGAUGGUAGACGAUAUGGAGAUCUGCACCCCAGAACAUGACCUCCCUGACCCCACUACCGAGCCACCAGGCCUUCCGGGCCAACAGGCACCGGAUAUCAGUCUGAAAACACUGUCUCCUCUGAGUCGCUCCUUAAAGAAGGGAGACGUGUUUCUCUCACCUGUUAAAGAUCCACAGUGUACAGCAUCUCUGCCAGCUGUGAUGCUAGCUAGUGGGGAGCAGCAGGAAACUGCAGCAGGCAGAGCCGCUGGUCCUCCUGUCGACCCUAAAUGGAAGCCUCUAAAGGGGAUGGCUGCUCUGCAAGCCAUGAACCCAAACCCCUCCUCCCUGGCUCGUCUGCUCCCCACCAGACUCCCGGAGCACAGUGGGCCCCGGACCCAGCCCCAGGAAGGCAUCAGGCCCCAGGGCAGCAGGACCCAGAGCCAAGGCGGGAGGACCCAGGGGGGAGUCAGCAUCCAGAUCAAGAGCCAGAGCCGGGUGCGUCCGGGGUCGCUGUUCGACGAGGUACGGAAGACGGCCAGACUGAACCAGAGGCCCAGAAACCAGGACAGCAGUUCCAGUGAGGAGAGGUCUCAGUCUGCAGCUGGAGCCGUGGGAGGGGCCACGGAGGAGGAGCGGGGAAGCAGGAGGUCCCGGUCGGGGUCUAGCCCAUCCCACAGGUCCAGAGGAAGAUCCCCCUCCUCCAGCCGCUCCAGGAAUAGAUCGCGCUCUUCCAGCUACUCCUCCAGGAGUCAGAGCAGGAGCAGGAGGAGGUAUCCCAGAGGACGCUCCCAGUCCCGCAGCAUCACCUACCGCAGCUACAACAGUCAUAGUCGGACCUAUAGUAGAAGUCAUUCCAGAAGCCGUUCUUAUGAUCGACGCAGGAGAUCCAGGUCUGACUCCUAUGACACUUACUCCAGUCGGAGUCGUAGCCGCAGCUCCAGCAGGAGGCGUGGGAGAAGGAGUGAUAGCUACAGGAGCUCCAGGUCUUACCACUCCUCUAGUCGCAGCUCCUCCCGACACUGGAGUCACAGUGGAAGAUACAGUUGAGCUGGAUCAUGUCUGAUACCUUCUGUCCUGAUGAUUCAUGAGUCUGUUUCUGUCCUGAUGACUCAUGAGUCUACCUCUGUCCUGAUGAUUCAUGAGUCUGUUUCUGUACUGAUGAUUCAUGAGUCUGUUUCUGUCCUGAUGAUUCAUGAGUCUGUUUCUGUCUCUGUCCUGAUGAUUCAUGAGUCUCUUUCUGUCCUGAUGAUUCAUGAGUCUGUUUCUGUCCUGAUGAUUUAUGAGUGUCUUGGUCCUGAUGAUUCAUGAGUCAGUUUCUGUCCUGAUGCUUCAUAUGGGUUGAUCUGGUUCAUGAUUCUGUCUCUGUCCUAGUGAUUCAUGUGGGUUGCUCUGGUUCAGGAGUCAGUUUCUGUCCUGGUGAUUCCUGUGGAUCUAUACAGCUAUCAUGCCUACUCUCUGUCACUCAGUGUAAUACCGAACUGGACAAGAGUUCAAACAGAUCUGAGACCAGGCAUGCCUUUUGUUCUCUCAUCUUCUAUUGGGAACUUAUUUGGUUACUUCUUAUAUAGAGGGAAAAGUAAUGACCUGUAUGUCAUUUGUGUGGCUAUCAGAAAGCAUUCAUAACCCUUGACUUAUUCCACAUUUUGUUAGAACCUGAAUUCAAAAUGGAUUAAUUAUCUAUUUUCUCGCACACAUCUGCACACAAAACCCUCUAAUGACAAAGUGAAAACAUGUUUUUAGACAUUCUUGCUAAUUAAUUGAAAGUUAAAUAGAGAAAUAUUUCCUUUAUUAACUUUUUUUUUUAACCUUUAUUUAACCAGGCAAGUCAGUUAAGAACAAAUUCUUAUUUUCAAUGACGGCCUAGGAACAGUGGGUUAACUGCCUGUUCAGGGGCAAAACUCGAGGGUUUGAA